CGAAACUUCACCUCCGUAACUUACCCAAUCAUCUUGAUACAUGAUGUCUGCAGUCAGGAGUCUGAUCAUUUCAUCUUCUUCGUCAUCAAGCCUGCCAUCUGGUAUCUUGCAGAUACGGUCCAUCCCCAAAUACACGUCUUUCAGAAGCACCUGUGGACUGGUCAAUUUGUGCCCUGAUGUAAAUACUCCACCCGAGGUGAUUUUGCGGACAACUCCAGGAUAUGAAACAUGUUAGGGUUGAUCAGAUGGCAUGAGGAAAGGAGGUGAUCAGUAAGAGAGAUGACACUCGGGUCUUUGAGGAGUCCUGAUGUUAGUAGUAUCUUGUUGAUGUAUUUGUGAUCUGGGUUGAGGCUCCGGUACAUUAGUGUAUGGUGAUCCACAGCCGUUGGAUUGGGCUUGCAUCUGGAUUGACCAAAUGUACCAGGUCUAUAACCUCUGUUGCUGCCUGUAACACUUGGCUGUUGUUGCUUUCUGACACUACAGAAGCUGUGUCGUGGUGAUAGCUCGACUGCCUCGUCCCACUACUAAGCACAGUCAAGUGGCCAUCACUUAACUGCAUAUUCUUUGCUUUUACUUUGCUGUUCUGGGAACCUUUUUCAGUAAGAUUCUUUCUGUGGUGAUUUUUGACCCCUGCCGAGUCUGGUGAUGGGGUGGUGGGUGGGGAUUGUCCUUCUAUUCUGAGUACACGAUGUUGCAAUCUUGGGCUCACCACUACCUUCUUGCACUGAUGUCCCAGCGUGCUUCUAUCAUGUUCUGGAGCUCCCCAAGAAGUCCUUUUGCCAGUAGAAAUUGUAUUGUUCUUGGAUGUGAACUCUUUUGUCUUUUUCCCGGGAGCUGAAUUUUCCACGUGGUACCUGGGUUUCCGAGUCCGAAAUUUUUUCUGUUGUGAAACUGGAAAUGUGGCUUUUUCCAUAAAAUCAGCUUGUUUGAUGACAACCGUUGAGACUAAUUGCUGCGGAUUGCAAGGUCCCUUGAUGUAUUUGUUUAAGGGCCCUGAGAUCCUUGCCUGCCUUCUGGAAUUGAAGCUCUGUCAUCCUCUUCUCGAUUUCACCAUAAACCGAAGAAGAUAGGCUUCUGCUGUUAGUUGGAGCUCUCCUUUUAUCUAUUGCCAUUUUCGGAGAACCUUGACCUGAAUCUUGUUGCCUCCAAGGAGCCGGUUCUAUGGGAAUUCUCGAGCACAUUUUUGUUCUCCUGUCAAAAUUCUCACUUUGAAAUCUUGGUGAUUGUGAGGUGGGGUCGUUUUGAGGAAAACAAGGCGAAUAAUAACUAGCAUGAUUUUGAGCUCUUAAGGUUGGGGUCCUGUUCUCGUCUGUGAAGCUGGGGUCCGGGAAAUUUUCGAGACCCAUCAGCUUUGCUACAAUGCUAGAUGUCCGGUUGUGGCUGAGAUUCUCGUUCUCCACAUGCGGGUCCCGGUCGAGAAAAUUCGAUCUCGACUUUUCGGCCAAAGACUUCUUCAUGGAACUAGUCUUGCUGUCUAACGAAAGCCUCGGGAGUUCUUUCUGCUUCGCAGUCCACCUGAGCCCAUCCCGCGAUUCUCCCCCGUCGUAAGAAAAACGAUGAAGACCAAGUGCUUGCCUCUCGUUUUUGGAGAUUCUUGUUAUUUCGUGGGCCCCACCAAGAACUUGAGACGAUCCCUUGGAGAUUACGGAUGGAUUUAGUGUUUUGGGUUUGGAUUGAUGUGGGAGCCUGGGAGAGUCUACAUAUUUCAUUACUGUCCCUUUAUUCUCGUCUUUUUUAGGUGCUCGGGUUUUGAUGGGCAGGCCACGGGCUUCUCUGUGCAUUGAGUCUUUGACUACAUCACGAAGGUCAAGGGAUCGAGGCUCUUUAGUGGGUGUGAUCGGAAAUGGGCUUUCGGAUUUGUUUUUCUGUCUGAGUGAAAGUGUUUCAGGCUGAGUUGUUUGGUUGAAAUCGAGCGAUGAGAAUGUGGAUGAACAGGAGGAAGAUGUGUAGGAUGCCCGGGAUGAUUCAGUGGAGAUUAUGGGAUUUUCCUUGUGUGACUCAAGAGCUUUUUCCUGAAAAAUUGAGAAGAGAAGGGAAAAUGUAUGUUCGGGAUCUUACGCUUACGGCUCUGGCUGCAUACUGGGGUUCCAUUGCACUUACAAUUCGCAUCAUGUACCAGAACGCGAAGAAGGGAUUUAAGACAUGUUCCCCAUUUUUGCCAUUCCAUUUCAAUCUUAACAAUAAUGGCGCCAUGGGGAAAAAGGAAAAGAAGCCCGUAAACAUUAUUAAGCUCAUCAAAGACAACACUACAUCGGCAUAA
This is a messenger RNA of Striga asiatica, 2260 nucleotides long. The record is from the annotation of a GenBank genome assembly. Lineage: Eukaryota; Viridiplantae; Streptophyta; Magnoliopsida; Lamiales; Orobanchaceae.